Molecule: messenger RNA, 1506 nt
Organism: Talaromyces amestolkiae
Lineage: Eukaryota; Fungi; Ascomycota; Eurotiomycetes; Eurotiales; Trichocomaceae
Exons: 4
Coding region: 1-1506 (501 amino acids)
Biological process (GO): transmembrane transport; tripeptide transport; allantoate transport
Cellular component (GO): plasma membrane
Molecular function (GO): allantoate transmembrane transporter activity; dipeptide transmembrane transporter activity
Source: RefSeq, a predicted model, not a curated record
AUGAGAGACAGUGUCCAAAUGCAGCCUGCUGUACAGGUUAUGAGCCAUGAUCAAGACCCCAAAGUUGCGGCUUUGGCCAAACAUGGUGACGUUGCUCUUGGUUUCCUUGAGACACACGAACCAGUGGUCUUUACUCCGGAAGAGGAAAGAAAGGUCGUUCAGAAGAUUGAUCGAGUGUUAAUGCCGCUAAUGGUCAUCAGCUACACGAUUCAGUAUAUGGACAAGAGUGUCAUGGCCCAGUCAGCUGUUUUUGACCUGAUGUCCAGCCUUGGAUUAAAAAACCAAGAGUAUUCAUGGUGUGGUUCCAUCUUUUACUUCGGGUACCUCGCUUUUCAGCCAUUCGCUGCUCGUUUACUGGCUUKGAUGCCCCUAGGACGAUUUGUCGCGUACACUUCAAUCGUAUGGGCAAUAAUUUUGUUCUGUACAGCCGGUGCUUAUAAUUUCUCUGGCAUGAUGGCAGUCCGAUUCUUCCUAGGUAUGGCUGAAGGUGGUAUCUCACCCGCCUAUGUUUUGAUCACAGGCACCUGGUACAAGAAGAACGAAAUUCCCUUGCGCAUCACAUACUGGUACUGUGGAAACGGGCUCGCAAUCAUAAUUCAGUCGUUCAUCGCUUAUGGUAUCGGCCAUAUCAACACCGGUAUUGCAGUCUGGAGAUGGUUCUUUAUUAUAUUUGGCAUUCUUGGUCUGGCCUGGGCCGCUGUCCUGUGGAAGUAUAUGCCAGACACUCCUCUAACUGCCAAAUUUUUCAAUGAUCGUGAAAAGGCCAUCGCUGUGGAGCGUCUUCGUGAAAACCGCACCGGUAUCGCCAACAGGGAUUUCAAGAAGGAUCAAUUCAUUGAAGCUCUGACUGAUCUAAAGGUCUGGUAUGGGUUCUUGUACGCAAUCGCCUGCGUUACCCCUUCAACGUCAGUGGCCAAUUUCGGCUUCGGUUAUGGCAGCUUUGAAACAUCACUCCUCAAUACACCACUUGGCCUAACGGAAAUAAUCGGUUUGCUGGUGACUGGCUAUGUCACCUUUUACUUCCGCAAUACUCGCUGUUUGAUGCAGUUUAUUUGCAACGUGCCUUCUGUCAUUGGUGCUGUGCUUGUUUACACCCUGCCGAAAUCUAAUCAAGUAGGCCGGCUCAUCGCUUUCUAUUGUACUAAUUUCACAAACGGCUCUCUUCCCAUGAUGUUCUCUCUUACAACGACAAAUAUCGCUGGCCAAACAAAACGCGCUACAGCCAGCGCUAUUAUGUUCCUAGGUUAUUCUGUUGCAUUCAUAAUUGGCCCCCAAUUCUUUCUGACCAAGGAGGCUCCUCAGUAUCCUACCGGUUUCAAGGAGAUGAUGAUCUUGUAUGCUGUCGCUUGUCUUACUCCAGGUCUAUAUGCCAUGUAUGCAAUGUGGUUGAACAAGCGCAAGGCCCAGAAGCUACAAGAGAUGGGCGAUGCAGAUAUCCAUAUUGAAAACGAAGAAUUUUUCGAUAUGACUGACAAGCAGCAGCGGCAUUUUGUGUACUCGUAUUAG